AUGACACAAGACCACAAACACGAGGCCCUCCAGCCCGUCCACCCCUCUAUGAAAGGCAAACUCGACCCCGUCUUCGAAAAACUCUACAACGACAACGUCGCCAACACACCCCUUAAACCAAUCGACCUCGGCAUCCUACGAUCCAAAUACUCCGUCCUCUAUUCCUACGGCACAGGCCCAGCGCCAGAUGUCGCUCGUGAAUAUGAUGCUCAGAUCGUAACUCACGAGGACAUCACUCUUGCUGUCAGAGUCUACGAACCUGAUACCGCUGGUCCAUGGCCUGUUCACAUCGAUUACCAUGGUGGAGGCUGGGGUCUUGGUGAUCUUGAUACUGAGAGUCACAUCUGCAAGCAUAUUUGCAAAGUCGCUGGUGUUGCGGUUAUUGAUGUGGCUUAUCGUCUUGUACCUGAGAAUGCCUUUCCUUGUGGCAUAACAGACAGCUUUGCGGCUCUCAAAUACGUCUACGAAAAGGGCGCUGAGAGAUUUAGCAUCGAUCCGGAAAGGAUAUCUGUCGGUGGCGUGUCUGCUGGCGGAUUCAUCAGUCUAGCCCUUGCCCACAUGGCUCGCGAUGCCGGUAUCCCUCUCAAGCUCGUCGCAGUGGGCACACCAGUGAUCGAUGACUUGAGUAAAUACUCCAGCGCAUCAGACUCACCUUUCCCAUCAAUGCAAGAGAACGAACAUGCACCGACACUCAAUUGGGGACGACUCGCAUGGUUUGACAAGCUGAAAUGGAGUUCCCUCGGUUCCACCCCAGAAGAAAUCGCCAGCCGACGCCAGAAGAUACCAGAGAUUUAUGGCAAUCUGUUCAAAGCUACAGACUUUAGCAAUUUGGCAAAAACUGUCAUUUACACAGCUGGUGCAGACCCUUUGAGAGAUGAGGGAGAGGCUUAUGGAAACCUCACUGUGGUGAUUGCCAACGGCUGUGCCUGGGAUGCGCAUGGCCUACAGAAAGAACAAGUAGAGGGAGAAACAACAGCUGGACCAAUGUCAAAUGCCAUUCCUGACGACAUGACCGCCCCGCUGCAAGAUAUCUCAUGGAAUCUUUCACCAGAUUCAACUUGGCUUGACAUCCUCUCAGAUACACCUGCGGUUGUAGAGAGUCCACCAGCUACAACGCUCAGUUUAUAUUCACCCAGCUUACUGCCGGAUAUGACAUCUCCGCAUGAUAAGGCGUUACUCAACCAUUACUCUACAAUCGUUGCCUUCGUAUUAUCGCGGCAUCCAAAUACUGCUUCGAAUCCUUACACGAGUUACAUCGUGCCAAUGGCUGUAUCGAAUCAACUUAUUUUGCAUUGUGUGCUUGCGCUGAGCGCGACACAUUGGGAGAAGCUUCAACCAGAUAUGCGAGAUCGAGCCCUAUUCCACAAAGGACAAGCGACCAAAUCUCUGGCAAAUUUACUCCCAACUGUUGAUUCCAGCUCUGUUGAUGUCGCCUUGGUUUCUUGUCUAUUGCUCUGUAUGUCAGAACUAUUUGACGGUACAUCAGCUGGCUGGAAACUCCACCUGCAGGGAGCGAAACGUCUCCUCUCCACCUUUAAAGCUCAGACGAGUUCUACUUCAGCAUGUGGUCACUUCAAAUUCCUUGUCAAACUGGCACGUUUCCUUGACAGUGCUGCUACAACGAGUACUUGCAAACCUCCACUCAUCGACGAGACAACAGUAAAACCGACUGACGAUACCAACGGCGACGAUGCCGCGGUAUAUGGGAUCCCAAAAGAGCUAUUCCAUAUGGUCGAUCGAGUGAACAAUCUGGCCAGCAAACGAGGAACAAGAGUGGAUGAGGAAUCAGAAGCUUUGUUCCGUCAAGAAGCAGAGCGAGUACAAGGUCUACUGGAUAGUUGGGCGUAUGACUACGGAGGACUCGCAGGUGCUGUCGCCUCACUUAACCCAACAAACGAUGACGUCCUCCACGCAACGACUGCAUACGAAUGGGCCCUUCGCCUCCGACUCCACCAAAUCACCGAAGGCUACUCACUAACGGAAAAAGUAUCCGAUUGUGUCCAACAUAUUCUUGACUCUGCUCAAAAGAUUCGGUACGGCAGUUCUUUGGAGACGUGUUUACUGUUUCCACUCGUCAUGGCUGGUGGUGCAUGUAAUUCUCUCGAGCAGAGGAUGGUGGUGCAGGAUAGGCUGAUGGUUAUGGAGAGGACGUGUGGGUUUGGAUAUGUUCAUCAGAGUCGGGAGUUGGUGGAGACUGUUUGGAAGAGGAGGGAAACGGAGUCGAUGGUUAAUUGGGCUAGGAUCCGGUAUGAGGAGAUGGGUGGUUUGGCUCUUUACUAG
Messenger RNA from Fusarium coffeatum, 2280 nucleotides. RefSeq lists its product as uncharacterized. The coding region runs from base 1 to 2280 and encodes 759 amino acids. Lineage: Eukaryota; Fungi; Ascomycota; Sordariomycetes; Hypocreales; Nectriaceae. Gene Ontology annotation, cellular component: nucleus. The transcript has 3 exons. Gene Ontology annotation, molecular function: hydrolase activity; DNA-binding transcription factor activity; transcription cis-regulatory region binding. The record is from RefSeq and is a predicted model, not a curated record. Gene Ontology annotation, biological process: positive regulation of transcription by RNA polymerase II.